ACCAGUGAAAACAACUUUUCUUUUCUCCGUGAAAAUCUCAAACUCCACCUGCAACAUCUCUCUCUCUUAAGCCACGCUGCGGAGAAGCUUGGGUUCCAAUAGCCACUGCACAGAUGGCAUUCACGGAAUAUAGGCGACUUGACGAGGACUCUUUAAUAGAGUACAUCAAAGCGACGCCUUCUUUGUCCUCCAAGAUUGGUAACAAGUUCGAUGACUUGACCAUCAAAGAAGUCGGAGAUGGAAACCUUAAUUUCGUCUAUAUCGUUAUUGGCACUUCUGGUUCUUUUGUCAUCAAGCAGGCUCUUCCAUACAUACGGUGUAUUGGUGAAUCAUGGCCCAUGACAAAGGAGCGAGCAUAUUUUGAGGCAAUGGCAUUGAAAGAGCAUGGACAGCUGUGCCCAGGUCAUGUUCCCGAAGUCUAUCAUUUUGACCAUACUAUGGCGUUGAUUGGUAUGCGAUACUUGGAGCCUCCACAUAUUAUCCUAAGAAAAGGGUUGAUUGCUGGAAUUGAGUAUCCAUUGCUUGCGGAACACAUGUCAGAAUACAUGGCAAGGACUCUUUUCUGCACAUCUCUUCUUUAUCGUACUACCAUGGAGCACAAACGUGCUGUUGCUGACUUUUGUGGAAAUGUGGAGCUAUGCAGGCUUACUGAGCAGGUUGUUUUUUCGGACCCCUAUAAAGUAUCUCAAUAUAACCGUUGCACAUCUCCUUUUCUUGACCGUGAUGCUGAGGCUGUGCGGGGGGACAACAUUUUAAAGCUUGAAGUAGCUGAGUUGAAAUCCAAGUUCUGUGAAAGAGCACAAGCUCUGAUACAUGGGGAUCUCCACACUGGGUCUGUCAUGGUUACUCAUGAUUCAACUCAGAUUAUAGAUCCAGAAUUUGCAUUUUAUGGACCAAUGGGUUUUGAUAUUGGAGCUUUUCUUGGAAACUUAAUUUUGGCUUAUUUUGCUCAAGAUGGACAUGCUGAUCAAGGGAAUGAUCGGAAAACAUAUAAAAAAUGGAUUUUGAAAACAAUUGAAGAGACUUGGACUCUAUUCCACGAUAAGUUCACAGCACUUUGGCAUCAACACAAGGAUGGGUCGGGUGAGGCAUACCUUCCAGAAAUUUAUAAUAACCCUGAUCUUCAGCUGCUUAUACAAGAAAAAUAUAUGAAAGAAUUAUUCCAUGACACCCUUGGAUUUGGUGCUGCCAAAAUGAUAAGGAGGAUUGUUGGUGUUGCCCAUGUUGAGGAUUUUGAAUCAAUUACAGAUGCUAGCAAACGUGCAGCUUGUGAGAGGCGAGCUCUUGAAUUGGCAAAAACACUUCUGAAGGAAAGGCGAAAAUUCCAAACCAUUACUGAAGUUGUUUCAGCAAUUCAGCUUCAGCCGUAACACAAGUUUUAUGUAAGAUUGGUGGUUAGUUUCAUGUGGUGAGGUUCUGUAUGAAAGCAGUUUCACGUUCUUGCUUAAAAUGGGGGAAAAAGAGAAGCAAGUUUCGUUGACUCUGAACAAGCGGUGGUGAGAGAACCACUACUUAUUGCAAUAUUAUCUUGGCUGUGAUUGUAUUGUCGUGACUGGGUGCAUAUCAGAGUAUAAAAUUUCCCUCUAUUUACUA
Mangifera indica (mango) is the source of this 1593-nucleotide messenger RNA. Its product is annotated as methylthioribose kinase-like. Bases 114 to 1370 code for a protein of 418 amino acids. The record is from RefSeq and is a predicted model, not a curated record. NCBI's taxonomy places the organism in Eukaryota, Viridiplantae, Streptophyta, Magnoliopsida, Sapindales, Anacardiaceae. The transcript has 6 exons. Gene Ontology annotation, molecular function: S-methyl-5-thioribose kinase activity.